Messenger RNA from Cucurbita pepo subsp. pepo (vegetable marrow), 923 nucleotides. RefSeq lists its product as uncharacterized. NCBI's taxonomy places the organism in Eukaryota, Viridiplantae, Streptophyta, Magnoliopsida, Cucurbitales, Cucurbitaceae. The record is from RefSeq and is a predicted model, not a curated record.
UAUCCACCAUUCUUUUUUUUGGAUUUAUGUUCAAGCUGUUUAUAUGGGUGGAGAAAAAUGGUGGGUUUUGAGUUUUAGAGGGAGCUGAAGUUUGUUUGGUCUCUGUUUUCAUGGCUUGUUUCUGGGUUUGUUCUAGGCCACAACGCAAAAAACCCAUAUCAGAUUCUGUGGAAAAUGUCCAAAAGAAGGAGCUUUUGGGGAGUGUUGUUAGUGGGGAAGAAGAGUUCAGCUCAGAUAGCUCCAAAGGUUCGUCUGCAAAUGGAAACAGAGUAAUGGUGGUUGUGGAUUGGAGCGUUGAGGCUGAAGGGGCUCUGGAAUGGACACUCUCUCAUGCUGUUCGGAGCCAUGACACCAUUGUUCUUGUUCAUGUUCUUAAGAGUUUGAAGCCUCAAGGUUUUGAGUUCGGGAAUAAGGUGAAUUCCACAAAGGAGGCCUAUAAGCUUCUGUUUUCUAUGAGAAACAUGUGCUUAAAGAGAAGGCCUGAGGUGCACGUAGAGAUGGCAUUACUAGAAGGGAAAGAAAGAGGUCCAAUAAUUGUGGAAGAAGCAAGGAAGCAUAAACUCUCUCUUUUGGUACUUGGUCAAAGAAAGAGGCCAAUUCUUCGGCGUCUAUUGAAAAGAUGGGCGACAGGACGCUAUCGAAGGAGAAGGAAGAAGAAGACUUGUCGAGCAACGGCGGAGUAUUGCAUUCAGAACUCAUCUUGCAUGACCAUUGCAGUGAGGAAGAAGAGCAAAAAGAUUGGAGGAUAUUUGAUCACGACCAAACGUCACAAGAACUUCUGGCUCUUGGCUUGAUCUUUUUUCUUCUUUUCUUUUCUUUUUGUGUAUCAUAUUCUUUCACCUUCUUAGGUUUAUAAAAAGGUUCUUAAACUGUAGUUUCUGUUCUACAAAGAGUUAAAAAAGAUCCAGCUCUACAAUUCUAUU